AUGCGCAUUACGCCGCCCACACCGCUCGGUGUCCUGCGCGGCCACAGCGCUUCUGUCAACAGCGUCGGCUUUCUGUCCCCCUCUACAGUUGUCUCAGGUGCUGGAGAUGGAGCUGUGACGAUGUGGGACCUGACCUCACGCCGAGAGGUGGCAACAAACGCCACAGCGCACUCGCGCGCGGGCGUUUUGCACACGGCCGCUCUUGUCCACGCGCAGAGCUUUCUCUCGCAAGGCCGUGACGGGCUCGUCAAGCUGUGGGACGUAGAGACCUUCGGUGCUGCAGCAGAGCCCCUGACGAUGUUUUACAGCGGGUCGUACUCGUUCACGAAGGCUGCGACGCUGCGCUGGCCAAGCCACGAGGCGAGGAAGCUGAUACUGUGCCCCAGCAGCGUGGACAAUAAGCUCCUGGUGUUUGAUGUUCGAGCCAAUGACUCGUUGCCUGCUUUGACACUCACUGUGCCAGACGCUGCGGCGAAGCGAGGCAUGUGUGUUUCACUGUCGCUCUUCAGCAGCAGUGUUGACAACAAAGCUGGGGACAAUGUCCAGUCGUACGUUGGUGCAGGCUUUGAGGGCGGGCAACUGGCUAUUCUGGACCUGCGGUCGGGUGGAAAACUCGCGUGUGAGACCACUGUCACCCGGGGCGCAAACGCAUUGCUGUCAUUCGACGUCACGGACGACGGGCGGUUGCUCAUCUGCGGAUCGUCGGGCGAAGAGCUGUAUCAGGCAGAUUUUGACGUGGCCUCGUACACGCUCCGUUCGCGACCGUUCUUUUCUUGCACACAUGGUGGCUUCAGCAGCGUGUGCAUUCGAGGAGACCAGCGCAUCGUGGCCACUGCUGGUUGGGACCAUCGCGUGCGUGUGUUUCAUCUACGGAAACUCAAGCCCCUCGCAGUACUCAGAUACCACAGUGAGAGUGUGUUUGCGCUGGACUUCAGCGCCGAUAAUGCACUGCUCGCUUCUUGCUCCAAGGAUCGCCGGAUAGCCCUCUGGUCCAUCUACCCUCCCUCUGCAGAUGCCGCUGCCAAUAUCCUGCGGCCAUAUUGA
Messenger RNA from Hyaloperonospora brassicae, 1044 nucleotides. Lineage: Eukaryota; Oomycota; Peronosporomycetes; Peronosporales; Peronosporaceae. The record is from the annotation of a GenBank genome assembly.